AUUGAUUAAUUAAAUGAAUUACAAAUGUCAUAUACUGAAGAAACUACGGCUAAAUAUAUAAAUGAAAGUACAGUGUGUAAAGAUUCCGAAAAUAAAAUCAUGAAAAAUGAAUGCGGACGCCAUAUUGUGAAUCAUUACAAGCGGGCUUUUAGAAAAUGGUGUUAACGUGUUAUCUUUCAUAAAUAUUUAUUUAUAUAAAUUCUAACAAACAAAAACAUAAUAAAAUUCUUUAGAUAAUAAAUCAGCAAAUGCAGUAAUAUUUCUGAUCAAUAAAUGUAAGUGUUAGAAUAACAAUCAUAAUUCUUUUGUUAAAUUUACGUAAUUAAGAGAAAACUAAAUAUGAAUCGGUUACCAAUACAUGAAGCUUUGAAGCAAAUAGCAUUCCUAGAAGGAAAAUGGAUCACCGAUAACAAUAAUCUUGGAUUAGGUAAAUUUCCAACGAUAAAACCAUUUACCUAUUGUGAAGAAAUCAAUUUUACAUCUAUUGGCCAACCGACGUUCAACUACCUUGCACAGAGUUGGCAUCCUACAUUAAAGAAACCGAUGCAUCGUGAAACUGGAUUCAUGAAAAUUAUACCAGGAACUAAUAAAGUAUCUUUUCUUCUGGCACAUAUUUUUGGAUUGACUACGAUUGAGGAAGGUACUGUUGUUGAUAAUGUUAUUCAUUUAAAAAGCACUGGAAUUAUGAGACAAACUGAAGGAAUGAAACUACCUGCUGUUAUUGAGACAUAUAGAGAAUUCAAAAUCAAUGGAAAUUCACUGGAACAAGUAUUUUGUAUGGCUACUACAACUGUACCAGAGUUAACAGAACAUUUACGUGUAACAUAUACCAAAAUUGCAGAAGAUUCAGAAGAAAAAUAAAAUAAUAUGUUACUCUAAUGAUUAGUUUAUAAAUAAAUAAUGGUGAGUAUAAUUAAUAUUGGAAUAUUAAAUUGUAACAUAAAUGCGACUGUAAGCAGCUAUCAAAACUAUAAAAAUGCAUAUAAGUAAAAAUCAAUUAAUAUAUUUAAACACAUGAAAUGAUUAUAGUAAAGUAGUAACUU
Polistes dominula (European paper wasp) is the source of this 1043-nucleotide messenger RNA. Its product is annotated as peroxynitrite isomerase THAP4. The record is from RefSeq and is a predicted model, not a curated record. NCBI's taxonomy places the organism in Eukaryota, Metazoa, Arthropoda, Insecta, Hymenoptera, Vespidae.